Molecule: messenger RNA, 3742 nt
Organism: Gasterosteus aculeatus aculeatus (three-spined stickleback)
Lineage: Eukaryota; Metazoa; Chordata; Actinopteri; Perciformes; Gasterosteidae
Source: RefSeq, a predicted model, not a curated record
AAAAAUGCGUUUUUUGUCGUAGUCGUAUUUGUGUUAUUCCACUGCAUGUGCUUCAGUCAAAAUAACACGGUGACAUUGUAAAUGGUCUCGACUCUCCUAAUUGUCCUCUAAACUAUCUUUGAUGUAACAAGCUUGUGUGCGCAAAUUUAGAUUUCAGGAAAAGCACAGAGAAGCUUUCCUCCUCCAGCAGAGGAAUUGGGCAGCUAGUGUCUAGAGACAACCUCUGCACACGCAUCAAUCUGUGUAGCGAAAGUCAAACAUUCAAGGGAAGGGAAGACAUCUUUGACUGGAGGGGGUCUUCAAACAUUCCCCUACUGACGUUUUGCAUCUUGAUGCCGUCUGGAGCAGAGGCCGGUCGUUUUGGGUCCCGACAGCCUCGUCCCUGAUCCUCUGUUCGGUAUUCAGGAGCAGAGUCCAGCCCCGCUCCCCCCUCCCACCACCCUGCCCCGCCUGUUUACCCAUCAGCCUCCCAUUGCGAGCGUGCGUGCGUGUGUGUAUGUAUAUCACAAUUAUCGUGCCCUCCAACCCCCCACAUCCUCGUCCCUCACACACACACACACAGUCCCCCCCCCCGUCCCCCCAAUGCCCAGCAUGCUCCCAAUCCUGACAUGGCACGAUUUCUUAUCUCCACCCUUCUCGCCUCCCGGGUCUGAAGGAAGAGGAUAGCUAACUCUGCUCCUCCCUCUCUCCUCUCUUCGACCUGCGCUCCCUUUGCUCCGCCGUGAGCGAGGUUUCGCGGCCCCUGCGUGGCUGUCGCUGCACCACCCUGCAGUUUCGCCUGCUGCUGACCCCCGUCAUGCUGGAGGGGCCCGGCCCCGGAGCAGUGCUGGCAGGAGGCCUCUUCGCCGUGUCCAGGCUGAGCUGGCAGUGGUCCAUGGUGGCAGAGGUCUUCGCCCUCAACAACCUUUUUGUUGGUCUGCUCUUCUUCUUGACUGCCGGCUUCCACUGUGCCGAGAACGCCGCCCAGAGGCAGAAGAUUGCACACGUGGGAGCGCUUUGCUGUGGCCUGGGGCUCUGUAACCAGCACACCCUGGUGCUGUAUGUGCUGCUCAUCGUUCCCUGGGUCCUUCACCGACUUUACUCUCUCGGGGAGCUGAGUUUGCGCGGCCUUGUGUCUCUGGGAGUUUGUUUCUUUUCUGGCUUUCUGCCGUACGUCUACUUGCCUGUGUCCUCCUUCCUCAACACGGCCCGUUGGAGCUGGGGGGAUCAGACCACGCUGUCAGGCCUGCUAACCCACCUGCUGCGGGCCGAAUAUGGCACCUUCAGUCUGGCAAAGACGGAGAGCCCCGUAAACCUGACCUCAAUGCUAAAGGCCCAGUUAAACCACUGCCUGCAAGACCUUUCCCUCCCGGCUCUGGUGCUGGCGGGAAUGGGCCUCCUCCUCUCCUCGUGGGACAGGACGUGCCGCUCGGUGUCCGGUCUGUUCGCCGCCAUGCUGCUGGUCUACUCGCUGUUCUUUGCUUGGAGAGCCAACCUGGACAUCAGCAGACCCCUGCUGCUUGGAGUGGUCGAGCGCUUCUGGCUGCAGAGCGAUGCUGCAGUGUGCGUGCUGGCAGGCCUCGGCUUGAGCCGGACACACACUGUGCUGCAGAGGAGGUUGGGCCGUGGGGGUUUGUGGAAGACCUCAGGCUGGGUCCUCACCGUGGCUCUGCUGGCACAUAUGGUGCACACCAAUCACAGGGAGUGCGAUCAGAGCGCAAACAGUGUGGUCGAGAGGUUCGGCAGGGAGAUUCUGGCCUCCGUCCCAACGGACUCCAUCAUCCUGACCAGAGGAGACCUGCCUGGAAACUCCAUGCGCUACUUGUACUACUGCCAGGGCGUCCGGCCCGACGUACGUCUGGUCGACCAGGAGAUGAUGACUUAUGCCUGGUAUGUGGCCAAGCAUGCUCUGCACCACCCUGGGGUGCACUUUCCUGGCGGCUGGUGGGACCCAGUCCACCCUGAGGGGAGCGACACCUUCAGUCUGGAGCAGUUUCUGUCCCACAACACGCAGAGGCACGUGUUCGCCUGCAUUGGGCUCUCCGAAGGAGACUCCAGUUGGGAACGCGGGUUCUACCUCUGGCCCAUGGGUGUCUGCGACUACUUGGUGCCGGCUCAGAGGCAGUUCCACCCUGAAAAGUGGGCGCAUCGAACUCGCGGCAUGUACAACUGGAGUGAGCCACACAACAGUUUCCAUCCUGCGUCCUGGGAGCGCGUCGCUAAUGAGGAGAUGUGGCAAGCCAGGAUGAAGACGGCUUUCUUUCUGUUUGACCUGGCAGAAAGGGUGCAGGGAGAGGGGAGAGCUCGCCUGCUGGAGCUGUCUUACACGCUGUACAAGGAGAUCGUGGAGGCCCACUCGGACUACCCUCCAAACUGGGACAAGAACUUGGCACUGGCCUGCGAGAGGCUGCUACGAUCGGGUCACCGGGGCCACGGCCCCGACGGCCUGCUGGCCUGCAGCGCCCGGCACUUCAGUCUCUACUUGCAGAAGGAACCCACGGAUCCCCAGGCGGCCGCCAUACGCGGCGCCAUCGCCGACCUGCAGAAAGAGCGGGACGAGCUCCGCCGGAGCUCGAGGCGAACCCCGUAACGAGACCCCGAGAGAACCACGAGGAGCCCGGCCGAUGUGCCUAUCUGGGAUGAUUUUGAGGUUUUGGCCUAACGGACCUGAGAUGAGUCUGGAUUAAGGAAGAGUGGGGAUGCAGACGUACUGGGACUUAGUUAUAAAGCAGAACUCUGCACACGGGACAGAGAGCGGCCACCCGGCAAUGCUUCAUUUGAUGAACCUUUACCGUUGACCAGGGUCACCGUUCGAUUGACCAAUUGACCCCAAUCAAAGCGAUCACGCGCCCCUUGAAAUCACCCGUUUGAUUGCUUUAUAGUUGCAUCUCAUUCCUUUUUCCUCUUCUCUCCUCUUCUGCUCUCACAGGCUUUUAACGUGCCGCCACUGCUCCACUUCUCCUUUUCUCCCAUUAGGAUGGCAAGGCUGAGAUUGAGGGAAAACCAAUUUGGGGGCAGAAUUGGGGGAUUAGAGCGACUAUUUAAUCUAGGACAGACUUGUGCUGUACCACACAGUCCUCACUCCACAUAACCAGCACCACCCACCCACCCACCCACCCACCCCUCUAUCCUCACAUCAGUCCGCUGUAUCGAGAUGGUUCUUUAAAUGUUAAAAACACUAAUGGAUUCAAUCGAUUUUUUUUCUUCUCUCUUUGCUUCCUAACCGGAGGGCUGUAAUCCCUCAGGGAUUUAUAUGAAAUGUGAAAUGUCACAAUUGCCAGGGACCCUUUUAGAGGUGUGUAUGUGUGAGUGUGUGUGUGUGUGUGUGUGUGUGUGUGUGAAUGCCUAAAUCUCCACCCUCUGUUCUCUGUUGGAGCUGCAUAUACACGUAGUCAAUAAACCGAUUGGCACACUGGAAAGCAAAUGACUUUGAUCAUCGUACAAGCACAGAAUGAUGCAAACUCUGGGGACCCACGGAGACCAUGACCCCGUCCCCCCUCCUCAACUCACAGGACCUUCAUCCCAGUGAAGGUUGUUGGAGAGACAACGCAGCAGGCAAACGCAUCGAGUGGACCGGAGUCACUGUCUUUUGUUUUCAGCGUCAGUUGAAGGGAAACCGGUCGAUUGUCACAAGGUUCAUGAGGAGCAUCAGAACCGACCUGCUGCAACACAGGUGGGCUUGUUCCCCAUAGAAAGAAGGAAACCUGUCACCCUGUUUUUCUACAGAUUCAAAUAUUUCAAUAAAGAUUGUCUUUUUCUGUGA